Molecule: messenger RNA, 1563 nt
Organism: Guillardia theta CCMP2712
Lineage: Eukaryota; Cryptophyceae; Pyrenomonadales; Geminigeraceae
Exons: 5
Coding region: 1-1563 (520 amino acids)
Source: RefSeq, a predicted model, not a curated record
AUGAGAUUGAUAACACCGUUCCUCCUCUGCCUCCUCAAUGCUCAGGCCGUCACGGUGACCCCUCACCCUUCAUCCAAUCUGCCAGCACAGAAUGUUGAAACAUGCUGGAAACUUCCAUAUCCGACAGAAUCACUUCGGGGAGGAGGUGACCUGGCCCAUGAAAACGGUGGAGCGGUUGCAGCGAACAAGGGAUCUGUUGGAAUCGAUCGCUAUCGUGGCAAACCUUGGUACGUCAUAGAAUGCUCCCACUGCCCUGUGCACAGGCACAACAGACCUCCAGAGAUGAACGAAACAGAAUGGGCUGAGCUGAAGAGAAUCAUUGAAAUCAGCGAUGAGAUCGAACGGCUGAAAGAAAACCUUACAGAUCUCCCGAACCAUCUGAGAGCAGAUGUAGAGAGAUUGAACGGGAUGAUUCGAAAUGGGACGAAGAUCAGGCCCGUGGAGGAAGAGCCCGUGAGGUCGAGGAGAUACCAACCAAGGUACCCUCGACAGAGGACCCUCUCGCCUGCUGAACGAGACGCCAUCUCUCGAGUACGCUCCAGUCACGGGACGGCCAACGAGCCUUGCCUGGAGGAGGUGUUCGAGGAUACAACGUACAGGCAGCGGUCGAAGACUCCGUCCUCAUACAGGAACUCUCGCGCGAGGGUCGUUGAGGUAGGAGGGGAGAGAUCUCGAUCGAAGAGCGAGAAUCCCUCCAACAUGGUUGAAGCCGUUUCAAGAGGAUGUGAAGACACGUUCUACAACAUGAGACAGUCCUUCCUUGACCCGGUCCCAUAUCCUCCCUACAUGCAAGAGCACCCAGAGAGCAUGCGAUCUGUACAGUUUGAGCCCAGUCCGCAAGAAAUCCAUCAUACAGAACAGGAGGGAAUGGUCUUGCAGAUGGAGCAAGCUCGGGUUGUGCAUGGUGUGUUGUCCAUGGACGAAGUAGAGCGAAAGUUGCUAGAGACAAACGCAGGGAAAGAAGCCAGGGCAGAGGAGGACAAAGCUUCCUCUACAUCUUCUGCUAGAGAGGUGCAAGGAGGAGCCUUCUGGCAUGAAGAGAUCGAACGUCGGAUCCUCGCAGGAACGCCGAGGAAGAGGACGGAAGUGGUAGAGGUGGAAGAGGACCAGACGUUCCAGAAGGGGACGAAAACACUGGAAGACGUGGAGAAGGAGUUGUUGAUGUCGAGAGGAAGAGGAUCGAGCAAGGUUGGUACGAAUCCUCAGCCUGGUGUGAAUGGAGCAGGGCAAGGGAUCAGGUCCCUCGGAGGAGAGGAAGGGGUUGGAGGAAGAGGAGGCCAGAAAGAAGAGAAUGCCAAGGUCCAGUUGAAGUCCAGGACGAGGCAAGUCGAGCAGGAGAUGAGGGCUGGCGAACCUCCGGUAGUCAAGACGCCAGUAAAGGACGACAAGUCGCAAGAUGGAAACUUGUUGAGCAAGGGAGACAGCAACCCAUGGAAGAUUCCACAGAAGCAAACCACCAUUACCAGUGAAUUUGCGGCUUCGUUUCCUACUCUCUCCGAGGCUGCAGAUUUCACCAAGAAGAGUGAGACGUUUAGACAUGGCCAUACAUUGAAUUAUGCGUAG